Molecule: messenger RNA, 2099 nt
Organism: Spodoptera litura
Lineage: Eukaryota; Metazoa; Arthropoda; Insecta; Lepidoptera; Noctuidae
Product: carbohydrate sulfotransferase 4-like
Biological process (GO): N-acetylglucosamine metabolic process; sulfur compound metabolic process
Molecular function (GO): N-acetylglucosamine 6-O-sulfotransferase activity
Source: RefSeq, a predicted model, not a curated record
CCUCUAAUACUACUUCUACUGCGGUCCGUGAUAGUCUUGCAAACCGUACCUGCAGAUUUGUAAUAUUUUUUUAUUAUAUUUCUUCUAGGAAAAAUUGUUUUCUAAUCAUUUGUAACCUGAAUUCUAGAAAAAAGUAAUAGUGAGCUUGAGCUUAAAAGUUUAACGUAGUGAUGUAACUUUGCCGUGCUAUGAAAUUAAAAAGUUAUUUUGUCAAAUUAUACGUCAGUCAGUCGUUCAAAAUGGCGGUGAAGGUGCAAUGCGGUGUUUCCGCGGAAACGAAAAUUAUGGAAUUAUAAUUUAAAUGCAAUCAAAUCCAAUAAAAAAAAUGAUAGACAGUGUGUUCUGGUAGUGCUCGUGUUCUAUAAUAAAUUAUCUUCAUCCUUGCAGUUCUACAAAAUUGUUUUGUUGGUGUUGUAACGUGAUGUUGCGGCGAGUUAACUUUUAUUCAAUAUGUUUCGCAUUUGGUAUCAGUGUUCUUCUAAUUUUUGUUGGAAGUCGAUAUGCAGAUAACACUUAUUAUCGUCCGUCCAUUGAAAGCCGGAGAAAUGUAAGAAACUUUUUGAAAGUUGGAGAUGAAGCUUACACGUUACUCAAUAUCCCCACAAUAUUAUAUGAUGGAUCGCCAGACAUCAAGAUAUUACUCGAGAAAACACGUUCCAAAAUCAAAUACGAGCUGUCUAAGUAUAAUUUUUCAGAAUUUGGUGCUCAAGCUUUGGAAAACUUAGUAUUAGAGUCCGGGGGACAGCCUUUACGCAGUCUAAUCAUAUCUACAUGGAGGUCUGGUACGACUUUUCUUGGACAGUUAUUGAAUGCUAUCCCCGGUACUUACUAUCACUAUGAACCACUACUUAAAUAUGGAAUUAUACAAAUAAGGGGGCCACCAGAUGGUGAUAAAGCUAUAGACAAUAUCAAGUCUAUGAUGAAAUGUGAUUAUGAAGGGUUAGACGAUUAUUUUAAUUUUGGGAAGAAACACUUGUAUCAAUUUAGCCAUAACACCAGACUAUGGGACCAUUGUAAACAUAAGAACGAACUGUGUUGUGAUGCUGACUUCACAUCACGGAUAUGUAAGCUGUUUCCGUUUCAAACCAUGAAGGUUGUAAGAAUGAGGCUGCGACUCAUCCAGGAUGUUUUAAAUGAUAAAGAGCUUAAUGUGAAGGUGAUACUAUUGAUCCGUGAUCCUCGAGGUGUGAUGCAGUCCAGACAACACCGUACCUUUUGCCAGACUUCUGCUGACUGUUGGGAUCCUCCACUACUUUGUGCCGAUAUGAUCAGCGACUAUGUGGCAGCUGCUCGCAUACAGAAGCACUUUCCUGACAGACUUAUGGUGUUGCGGUACGAAGAGCUAGCAUUGCAACCUAACGAAACAGCUUAUCGAAUUUUAAAGUUCCUAAAGAUUAGUGCCACGGGAUUGCUAGAUGAGUUUUUGGAUUUGCACACUAACGUUGAUGUUGCUGGAGUCAGCUCCACGUUUAGAGUAUCGAAGGAGGUGCCUUUCAAAUGGAAGAAUACUCUCAACUUUACUUAUGUGGAUGAUAUACAGAGGGCGUGCAAAGAAGCCUUGUCUCUAUGGGGCUACAAGAUGGCAAACAACGAAACUCAUAUGAAAAGCGAAGACUUCAUGCCCUUGGACAACUAUACGAUCUCACAGUGAACACAGAAAUAUCGCAGGAUAUAAAGAAAAUAUUUUUUUCCAUGUUAAAUAUGCAUACCCGUCCUUUUUGUUCAAAUGGCUCUAAUAAGGUAAAUAUUUUUACGAAAGUAUGACAAUAAUUGCAAAUCUAUUAACAGUCUGAACGUGUAGUCAGUAUAUAGAGGAUACAGAAACAGCAUUAACUAUACAAAAACAUGUUCAGUUCAUCAAUUUUACCAUGUCAAUUGGCCUUCUAAGUACCAUAUUAUAAUGUCAAUUACAUUUACGUCAAUUCGUACGUUAAUUAAAAAUAUAUAUUUUCAAUAAUAAGGGUAUGCAUGGAAAUAAAUAUUUUCGGUAUGUCCCAUUGAACAUGUUACUAUAAAAAUUGCAAUAAUUCGCAAGCAAAUCCACUUCGAAUUUGAAUAAAAUAUUAUACACACGUGUGGAGGAAAUUGGUUCAUAUCGU